Molecule: messenger RNA, 3042 nt
Organism: Drosophila novamexicana
Lineage: Eukaryota; Metazoa; Arthropoda; Insecta; Diptera; Drosophilidae
Product: eukaryotic translation initiation factor 3 subunit A
Exons: 2
Coding region: 115-2712 (865 amino acids)
Source: RefSeq, a predicted model, not a curated record
GCAGUUGAGCUAACCAAAGCGAGGUUAAGAUUAUAUAUUUUAUGCCAAUCAAAAUGACAGGCAUUUGUGAACAACCUAUAAAUUUUAAAUUGCAAGUGCAACAACACCUGAUAGAUGAACGCAUUGCAGAGACCGAAUAGUCUGAGCGUUCCCGUCAAGACCGAUCGCUUUGGUGUCCAGCCAUUGCUGUUGAAUCGGGAAUGUUUGGUUAAGAAAAUCGAGAUCUUAUCGCCCCUGAUCGAAAAACUACAUUGGAGAAGUAAUAAUCAACUGUUUUGUGCCUAUUGGAGCUACCUGGCCGACAGCUACAAGAGGCAACAACAGGAUAUACUCCAACGAAUCGAGCAAAAUGCGGAGUUUUUGAAAAAUAUUGAAAAUAAACGGACAGAAUCCUUUUGGAAAUUUCUGGUACCCCGUAACAGGCGUACUGGCAAUGAACUUAUUUUAAACGAUGUAGCCGCUAAAAAAGCUGAAAAUACCAUCUAUGAGGAAUUUAUGGAAUGCUUUAAUCAUACCGGCACCCCAGUGAAGUCUCGCAAACGACGAUCAGAGUCUUUGUUAUUAACUUGGAGACGCGAGAAAGUUAAGGCUUUAGAUGCGCUCAAAGCAACUAAAAAUCCAUACGAUAUUGAGCAAAUCCAGCAGAAAUUAAAGCGUUUAGAGCAGUUGGAGGAGCGACUGAAUCCAACUCAACCCUAUCCCGAGAGGCUGUAUAAACAAAAGAAAAAGUACGAGCAAGUGCCAAAGAUUCCACGCCCAGCGAAUUGGGCAAUUGAGUCUAUAAGGCCUCAAAAAUCUUCAAUUAGCAGAUAUAAAAAGAAAUCUACAAAACAAAUACAAAUAGAAAGAAAAACACCCGAAGACGAAAUUGAUAGUCCAACGUUGAAGGAAACAAUUGAAAAGGAACCAGAAAGCCGACAUUCUUCGUUGAAUACCAAACAGCAAAGAACAGCUAUUAAAGAAGAACAACUGAUGAAAAUACCCUCGUUUAGUAAAAACUUGCACGAAUCUAAUAAAUAUGAAAUUGAUCAAAUAGAUGUCCUUCAAAUAGAAGUCAUUGAAGAUGUCCAAAGCUAUGAAGCGGAACCAAAUAAAGUUAACUAUCAUUUACCUAGAUCAAAGCAGAAAGCUAAACACAUAAGAAAAGUAAGGCAACCAUCGAAGAUUGAUGAUCUUCAGUCAAAUGAGACUAAAAGAAGACUAACACAGAGUGCCAUUAGUCUUUUUACAUUCAAGCCGAAAACAAAACGUAAAAAAAAAAUUGAUGAAAGAGCAAAGUUGAAGAAACAUGAAAAGAAAGAGACGGAAGAAAAACUGAAAGAUAUUCACGUCUACAUAGCUGAACAGAAACGCAAGCGUACGCCCAAAUAUCUAAGAAAAGUGCAUAAAAGCUUGGAGCAGAAAACGGAAAAACUACCCACCGAUGAAAAUGACUCCAAAAAGGACGAUGAAAAUGAAUCCCAAAAGUUGAAAAGAACUGAGGCAAGUCUAUUAGCAAUUAAACGAUUUACAGAGGAACUAGAAACAAUGUCCAAGCGUAAAAUUCCUGAAGUAGAACAGAAAGAAGAGAGCCAACGUAAUGAAAAUGACAGAGUAAAGGUAAAUGAAGAGAAUGUGAAUAAAAAGAAUGAAGAAAGAGUUAAUAGUUCAGAACAUACACCAAACACAGAUAAAUCUAUCCAAUUCGUUGACCGAAAAAGGAGGCGAACAGCAUCGGAAAAACGCUCGUUAAAGACGAUUAAAGAAGAACCAAGGAAAGGUUCAAUGUCAUUGAAAGCCAUCUCAAGGACCUUGCCCUCAAAGCCCAAAUUGCCAGCAAAGCUAUCAUAUUACAUUUCACAGCAGAAGCUGCCGAAAACCAAAAUACCACUUCGCUGCAGCACGGAAGAUACCUUAAGAGGAACGUUUGAAUCAAAUAAAAGUGGCAGCAGCAAAAUAACGUACGAAGGCGAAGCUGAAGACUUGAGAAUGCCAUUAAGCAAUUUAAGAUUGUAUACCAUUGAUAAAGGUAUUGUGUAUACUAAUCCGUAUGAGGAGCGGCCACAAUAUGGUGGUAUACUGAGAAUUAUAGAACAGCCACAAAUGAAAGUCUCUUUGACGCCAUCAACUACGACGGCCAAGACAAUGCAUCGUACCUCAAGACAUAAGCUAUGCGAAAACAGAUCCACGCUCAGGAUUGCUCGUCACAAACGUCUGACCAAGACCCAUAUUCCAAGUAUGUCGCUCCAAGUAAUGGAAACAGAUGACAGAAAGAGUCCACUGUUGUUGUCCGAUCUGGUAGCCAAUACACAAAAAUCUCAAAGCCUGUACAAUCUGCUGCAGCAGUUAAAUCCAGUGGUGGACAGUGAUAAAGCACAGCCCCAGAAGAACGAAAAAGAAGCAGACCCUUUGCCUAAGCCUAUGCCUAUGCCUAUGACUGUACCUGUGCCCAAGCCAAAGAAGCCAAAGAAGGUUGAAAUCAAAGUUAUUAAGACGCCGCCUGUGGAAUCGCCAAAGCCCCCCCACACCUGCAUUGCGUGCAGGAUUUGCGCUCAGCUAAGAAAACGUCCGCCGUUGCCAAAGCAUCCCUAUAUGGAGCAGAUAGAACGACAGCUCAAGACCCUUGAACUGCGCUCCUACUAUGCGCAAAUGAUGCUAAGCAACUGUCUGCGGGAGAAGCAGUGCCAGAAGCGCCAGCAUCUGGAAAACGAGCUCAAUUUGUGUCCCAUUUAACGGGGAACUCUAGAAAUUGACCAAAUACCAAAAGUGCCAGCGGCCUUUUGCGGUUAAGUCAAGUUCUAAAGUUUCCAGCUAAAACAUUUCGAAUUAGAGAGUAAUUGAUCGGCCGUUUGACAGUUCAUUUCCCUUGCAAAUUGUGCUUAAGUUUUAUAUUCAUAAUUUAAGCUAAUUUUACCAGAGAUUUUGACUGUCAAAGAGCUGAGCUUUCAAUUUACACAAUCGCGACGAAAAUUUCAAAUAUUCUGUGCAAAUUUGUGUCUGUAAUAGUAAGUGUGAAAGUAUGUUGUCCAUGUAAGAAAUCAUUAUGUUGUGCAAAAAUACUAU